GUGCGGACAGACUGAGGCGCCCCCUCCUGGAGAAGACGCGUCCCUUCAUCCUGGUGGACGGACAGAGACGGACUCUGGCUGAAGCCCUGCAGGAUGGCCACCCCGACAGGCUGCAGUGUGGGCUGGAGGUGGGAGGACAGCUCCUCCUGCUGGACCUGGAGAAGAACCACCUCCUGCUGCCCAGACCUCCUGACCUCUUCUUCUAUCUCCCCAACGGCACCGGAGUGUCCGCCAUGGCCGACCCUGUGAGCCACUGUUAUUACCACGGCAGCGUCCGAGGAUUCCCGCGGUCCAGAGCGGCUCUCAGCACCUGCUCCGGACUCCGCGGCGUCUUGGUUCUGAACUCCUCCCUGAGCUUUGAGCUGCAGCCGCAGGACCAGAACCAGCGGGAUGGGGAGGAGGAAGACCUUCACCUGCUGUUUGCUGCCGGUCCUCUGGAGGGCGCUGCUGCGGCAGGCUGUGGGGUGUCGCACACGUCUGACUCACCUGUCUCCAACUGGACCCACUUCCGGAGGACCAAGAGAGACAUUCUGGCAGAGACCAAAUACGUGGAGCUGGUUCUGGUGGUGGACCAUCAGGAGUUCCUGAACUACCAGAGAAACAAUAAGACCGUCCUCUACCGCAUGCUGGACGUGGCCAACCAGGUGGACUGGUUCUACCGGCCGCUGAACGUCCGCGUGGCGCUGACCGGCCUGGAGAUCUGGAGCGACCGCGAUAAGAUCCGGGUGGAGAAGAGUCCCACCGACACCCUCAACAACUUCCUGGAGUGGAGGAGCAGAGAGCUGCUGCCGCGCCUUCGCCAUGACAACGCCCAGCUCAUCAUGGGCGGCUCUUUUGACGGCACCACCGUGGGGAUGGCGUCUCAGUCGUCCAUGUGUUCCCGGGACCGAUCGGGAGGCGUCAACGUGGAUCACCUGGUCAGCGUUCUGGGCGUGGCCUCCACCGUCGCCCACGAGCUCGGACACAACCUGGGGAUGAGACACGACACGGCCGAUCGCCGCUGCUCCUGUGAAAAUGAGCCACGCCUCGGAGGAUGCAUCAUGGAGCCGUCGACCGGGUUCCUGCCAGGUCAGCUCUUCAGCAGCUGCAGCGCCGCGGAUCUGUCCAUCAGCCUGCUGCACGGCGGCGGCAUGUGUUUGUUCAACGUGCCGCAGCCAGACCGCCUGCUGGGAGGACCGCGCUGUGGAAACCUGUACGUGGAGAAAGGAGAGGAGUGUGACUGUGGCCUGCUGGAGGAGUGUAGUGACCCGUGCUGUAAUGCGUCCACCUGUCGGCUGGUUCCUGGGGCUCAGUGCUCGUCAGACGGUAUCUGCUGUGAGGACUGUAAGCUGCGUGCCGCAGGCUCCGUUUGUCGUGAGCCGCUCGGCGAGUGCGACCUGCCUGAGUACUGCACAGGCUCCUCCCCCUACUGCCCCCCUAACGUCUUCCUGCAGAACGGUGAAGCCUGCCAGAACGGCGCCUCCUACUGCUAUGGAGGAGUCUGCACCAACAUGGACACCCAGUGCCAGAUGCUGUGGGGAACCAAUGCCAGCAGCGCUCCAGCUGUGUGCUUCUCCUCGGUCAACAAACAGGGAAACAAAUAUGGAAACUGUGGUCAGCUGACCAACGGCUCCUACCUCCCCUGUGCAAACUCAGACGUUCUCUGCGGGAGGAUCCAGUGUCAGGGCGGGACAGAGCGCCCCCUGCUGGGCAGCAUCGCCCAGAUUCUCACUGUCCGCUUCAACAACAGCGACCUGGUCUGCAGGGGGACCUUCUUCCACCUGGACGACGACGUGUCGGAUCCAGCCACCGUGGACCAGGGGACCGCCUGUGGGCCCGGAAAGGCCUGCUUAAAUCAGAAAUGUCAGGACGUGUCUGUGUUCGGUGUGGACGAAUGUCGCAGGAAGUGCAGCGGACACGGCGUGUGUAACAGCAAUAAGAACUGCCACUGUGAGGCGGGCUGGGCCCCGCCGGACUGCAGGUACUCCGGUCAUGGCGGCAGCGUGGACAGCGGACCGGCCGGAGCGGCAGCAGAGUCCGAUCCGGUCCGGGUGGCGCUGCUCGUCAUAUUCUUCUUCAUCCUGCCGGUGGUCCUCCUCUUCCUCGCCCUCCGCUUCCCUCGGUGCCGUCGGAGCCUCUGCUGCCUCGGAGCGAACAGCCCGUUCCAUAAAGCCCGCCAUCAGACCCGGACUCCUGUGACGGAGCGAGCAGACAGCCGGAACGGAGAGCAGGUCCGACCUCUGAGAUACCACUUGAACCCGCAGCCCGACGUCCCGCCCACUCCGGCCCAGAAACAGGUUAAUGACAGACCUGCUCCUCCCACUAAGCCCCUCCCCCCUGACCCCACCCUAACACCCCUGCAGCAGUUGGUUAAACCGCGACCAGCGGCCCCCACCAAGCCUCUGCCCCCUGACCCCCCCGCCCCCAGCAACCAGCUGCCGGUGAGUCGACCAGCUCCGCCCAAUAAGCCCCUCCCCCCCGACCCUGUCACACCUGCACAGAGAGGCUCUGAUUGGCCGAUGGGCUGGAAGACGAUGGUGAAGAUCGUUAGUUCGGUUCCAAAGGACCCGACGAUGCUGGAUCUCAGUGCCUUGCUCAGCAGCAUCUCUGCACAGACGACGCAAAUAUUUGGGAAUCGCCCUGUAGCGCCUCCUGCUGGAACUACGGGGUUCAGUGCCUUGCUCAGAGAGAGUGGACAGGAAUCACACCUGGGAUCAAAGAGUCAGAGGAGACCAGAUCCAACCCCCCCGGCCGUCCUCUGCGGGUCGGAUGGAAUCAUCACAUUCUCACUAAACUUUAUCUUCUGGUGA
Messenger RNA from Cyprinodon variegatus (sheepshead minnow), 2789 nucleotides. It is a transcript of the gene adam15, whose product is annotated as disintegrin and metalloproteinase domain-containing protein 15-like. The annotation marks the transcript as partial. Gene Ontology annotation, biological process: proteolysis; integrin-mediated signaling pathway; innate immune response. The transcript is spliced from 23 exons. NCBI's taxonomy places the organism in Eukaryota, Metazoa, Chordata, Actinopteri, Cyprinodontiformes, Cyprinodontidae. Gene Ontology annotation, molecular function: metalloendopeptidase activity; integrin binding. The record is from RefSeq and is a predicted model, not a curated record.